Phanerochaete carnosa HHB-10118-sp is the source of this 765-nucleotide messenger RNA. RefSeq lists its product as uncharacterized. The coding region runs from base 1 to 765 and encodes 254 amino acids. Lineage: Eukaryota; Fungi; Basidiomycota; Agaricomycetes; Polyporales; Phanerochaetaceae. The record is from RefSeq and is a predicted model, not a curated record. The transcript is spliced from 2 exons.
AUGUCACUCCCACUCUCAGGAAAAGUCGCCAUUGUCACAGGCUCGUCCCGCGGCAUCGGGGCUGCCAUCGCCCGCCGGCUUGCAACUGAUGGCGCACAUGUUGUCGUCAACUACAACGGCAGCGAGGCCGCAGCCGGGCAGGUCGUCGCGGACAUCAACAACGAGGCCCACGGGCGCGCCGUGGCGAUUCAGGCGGACCUGUCCUCGGUCGAGGAGGGCGUCCGCCUCGUCGAGGACACCGUCAAGUCACUCGGGAGACUCGACAUCCUCGUGCACAACGCGGCGUUCAAGACGACGGGUGAGCUCGACGCGGUCGGCACGGCGGACUUCGACACGCAGUUCAGCGUCAACGUGCGGACACCGCUCUUUGUGACCCAGGCCGCUGCACGACACCUUCCGAAGGGCGGCCGCGUCGUCUUCGUCACGUCCAACACGACGAAGACCUCCGCCGUCACGCCCGAGUACCUCGUCUACACCGCCUCGAAGGGCGCGGCCGAACAGCUCGUGCGCGUCCUCGCGAAAGACCUCGGCCGGAGGGGCAUCACUGUGAACGCCGUCUCCCCCGGCGCGACCGACACCGAAUUCUUCCGCGAAGACUGCACGAGCGCCGCGUUCGUCGAGUACGUCACGAGCCAGUUCCCGCAGAGGCAGAUCCCCGUCGCCGAGGACAUCGCGCCGCUCGUCGCGUUCCUGGCGCGGGACGAGGCGGGGUGGGUGAACGGACAGUGUAUCAUGGUUAAUGGGGUGGGUUUUUGCCAGAUCUAG